Messenger RNA from Lathyrus oleraceus (garden pea), 1892 nucleotides. Its product is annotated as tricyclene synthase TPS4, chloroplastic. Lineage: Eukaryota; Viridiplantae; Streptophyta; Magnoliopsida; Fabales; Fabaceae. The record is from RefSeq and is a predicted model, not a curated record. Gene Ontology annotation, molecular function: magnesium ion binding; terpene synthase activity. The transcript is spliced from 7 exons. The coding region runs from base 16 to 1752 and encodes 578 amino acids. Gene Ontology annotation, biological process: diterpenoid biosynthetic process.
GCCAUAACUCAUACAAUGUUGCAAAAUUCAUCCUUUGUUUCACUUCCUAGUUUCUUCAAACCUCAACAACCACGAAGUAUUAGUUUUCCUAGUUCAAAUGUUUCUCUACUUCCAUGUUAUGCUACUAAUUCAAAUAUUUCUCAGAGAAAAUCAGCCAAUUACCAACCCAAUAUUUGGGAUUAUGAUACUUUACUAUCCUUAAAACACGAUUAUGCGGAUGUCCACUACCUGAAUAGGAGUAGGAGGUUGCAAGAAGAAGUAAGAAGAAUGAUUAAUGAUGAAAAUGUAGAAAUUUUAGAGUUAAUAGCAAAUGUGAAACACUUAGGCAUCAGCUAUCACUUUGAAAAGGAGAUAAGAGAAGCACUUGAUAGAUUUUUGUCUUUGGAAAAAUAUGGUGAUACAGUUCAUGAAAAAAAUCUGCAUGACACUGCUUUAAAAUUCAAACUCCUCCGAGAAUAUGAAUAUGAUGUUUCGUCAGAUAUUUUUGAGAGGUUUAAAGAUCAUAAUGGAAAUUUUGAGAAAUGUCUUGUGAAAGAUGUGAAAGGAAUGUUGAGUCUGUACGAGGCAUCGUUUCUAUCUUACGAAGGAGAACAAAUUUUAGAUGAAGCAAAUUCUUUCACGAGUUUCCAUCUCAGGGGAAUUCAAGACAAUAUAAGCAAUUUCCUCUUUGAACAAGUGAAUCAUUCAUUGGAGCUUCCGUUUCAUCGUAGAUUUCAAAGACUCGAAGCUCGAAGGUAUAUUGAGUCAUAUGGAAAAAGAAAGGAUGCAAAUAAAGUGUUGGUUGAAGCAGCUAAGUUGGAUUUCAACAUUGCGCAAUCAAAUCUACAACAGGAUCUUAUAGAAAUGUCAAGAUGGUGGAAGGGGGUGGGACUAGCUCCAAGGUUAAGUUUUGGUCGUGACAGGCUAAUGGAAUGCUUUUUUUGGGCUAUUGGAAUGACACCAUUGGCACCCGAACUCAGUGAUUUCUCCAAGAGUUUAACUAAAGUAUGUUCUCUAAUAACUUUAAUCGAUGACAUAUAUGAUGUCUAUGGCACUUUGGAUGAGUUAGAGCUUUUCACAACAGCAAUAGAAAGUUGGGAUAUUAAUGCAGUUGAAACUCUUCCUGAGUACAUGAAGAUAUUCUUUUUAGCACUCUACAACACUGUAAAUGAAUUAGCAAAGAAAACACUUCAAGAAAAAGGACAUGACAUCCUUCCCUACCUUGUUCAAGCGUGGUCUGAUAUGUUGAAAGCAUUCCUACAAGAAGCAAGGUGGUGUAAUGAUAAACACAUGCCAAAAUUUGAUGAUUACCUCAACAAUGCAUGGGUGUCUGUGUCUGGUGUUGUUUUACUCACCCAUGCUUAUUUUCUUCUAAAUCAUAGCAUAACAAAGGAAGGGCUUGAGCACUUGAAAAAUUCUCAUUUGCUACUACAGAGACCAUCCAUUAUUUUUCGACUUUGCAAUGAUUUAGCUACUUCAUCGGCGGAGUUAGAAAGAGGUGAAACAGUGAAUUCAAUUAUGUGCUACAUGAAGGAAAAUGGUGUUAGUGAAAUGCUUGCUCAUCAACACAUCAACAAUUUGCUUAAUGAAACUUGGAAGAAGAUGAACAAAGAUCGAGUUACAGAUUCAACUUUCCCAAAAUGUUUUCUAGAAACAUUAACCAACCUUGCUAGAACUGCUCACUGUACAUAUCAAUAUGGAGAUGGACAUGGAGCUCCUAAUACUAUAUCAAAGAAUCGAAUAAAGGCAUUAAUACUUGAACCUAUUAAUUAAAUUUAUGAGAUGCAUGUUAAUAGUUUUUUCAUUAUUAAUAAAUAUACUAAUAGACACAUAGUUGUGAGAAUAUAUUGGUUAUCCAACCUUAAAGGUUAUAACUUCUUAACAAUGACACAAUAUUGUAUUUGUUAAAAGAA